UGAGCGGGGAACUCUGCGAUAAAAGUCGUUGGAAUUGCGAGCCUGUUCGACUGUUCCUUAUCCACCCCCACUCGCAGGUGCCAACAGAGAGGCGAGAGUAGAAAUACAAACACUACUGCUGAUUGUGGCGUGAAAUCGUUGAUUCCGGACGCGACCGUCGUUGAGGUCCGAUCAGAGUGUGUCGAAAGUGUUCGAUUGGUUUGCAAGUGCCUUCGGGAACAUCGCGAAAAUGUUUCUAGUGCAAUCGAUGGUGCUCGGCGCGUUUCUUAUCGGCCUCGCUGCGUGCGCUAAUUCCGACAUGGAACUGCAGCUGCUCCAUGUGGUAUUUCGCCACGGGGACAAAGUACCUCAUCGCGAGUUCCAAAACUACCCCAACGACCCGUAUCGCGACCAUUCUUACUAUCCAAUGGGAAACGGUGACCUGACUAACGAAGGCAAAAUGCGGGAAUACAAAAUCGGGACAAUGCUGCGCGAGAGAUACGAUCAAUAUUUCGGUCCGGAUUAUUGGCCGGCCAAGAUCUACGCCCGAUCCACGGAGGUCCCACGAACCCAGCUGUCUCUCCAGUUAGUGCUGGCGGGAUUAUUCCCGCCCUCCAAGAGGCAAACCUGGAAUCCGCACUUGCCCUGGAUUCCGGCCUGGACGUUCUUCGUGCCGUACGAGACUGACAACCUCUUGUUUCCGCAUUUCUGUCAUCGAUAUCAAGAAGAGUACAGACGGUUCCUUCAGCUGGACAGUACGAAAAAGAUGAUCAAUAAGUACAAGAACGUGAUGGAUUAUUUGACGGACCACUCGGGCAAAUUGAUUAACAGUACAGGGGCGGUUAGCCACAUGUACAAUCUAUUGAAGGAAGAGGCCGCGCAAAAUCUAACGCUACCGAGAUGGACAGAGAACGUCUUCCCGAAUCCGAUGCAAGAAAUAAUAGAGUUGGACUUUAAGCUUCGAUCAUACACGAAGACCUUGAGGAGAUUGAACGGAGGUAUGCUGCUUCGCAAGAUGAUGGACGAUAUAAAGGAACACCAAGCGGAAAAGUUGUCAAAAGACAAGAAAGCUUUCUUAUUUGGCAGUCACGAAGUCAACGUGGCCGCCGUUGCCUACGCUUUAGGAACGAACGAACCAGCAGUGCCUGCUUACGGCUCUGCGAUCAUUCUGGAGACUCACCGCGAUAAGGAAGGAUUCUAUUACGUCCGGGUCUUGCUAUGGACUGGCGUUACCGAGCAAGUGAUCGUUCAAACGAUCCCUGGCUGCGCCGAGUUAUGUCCUCUUGAAGAGUUUCUCAACAUCGUAAAGGACAUUUUGCCGAACGACGAGGAGUAUUACUGCCGGAAGGAUAAAACAACGGACGGUCUCAAGCUGAACGCGCAUCAUCGAUCAUCGGCGGCGAGCGUCGCCGACGACAGGAUUUGGCGACACAUCUUCCUCACCGUUUUACUCGCGUUCACGUCCAAAUUCGUGCAGAAGUGAUUGUCCCCGUGUGAAAACGCGAAUGUAUGUUCCAAAUAUUUAUUUAUUUCGGUACUUCCGCAUGACUAAACGACAACGUGACCCUCAACCGGGGAAAUAGUUGCGAAAAUAAUCAGCGGCUCGUGCUGGCCGAUAGCCGUAUCGGAAAUACCUUACCGAACUAUGAGAGUACCCGGAUGAAGCCCAGCAAAGUUGCGGCUAUAUAUGUUUCACUGCGUAUGUUGCGGUUAUCGCGUUGAUGCAUUUUACCGCAUACGUUGUUAUAGCGUCGUGUCGUACACGAACUCUGUACAUAUGUAAAUAGAUGAGAUACACGCGCGGAUGCAGGUAUACCGAUACCUUAUUUUGUAAUCAAUAUUUGGUAAUCGCACACAUUCCCAAGUAAAUCCCUCGCUCGCGAGCGCGUGAAUAUCAUAAGCGCGGAGCCAGCAAACUCGCGUUAGACUUCAUCGAUCGUUCAUAGAUGUGCGUAAUUAAACAUUGUCGAUAGAGGUCACCUGAGACACAUCCACCGAUGCUUUUCACUGCCAUACGAACAUCUAGGAACCACGUCAUUCCGCUGUUUUAAUAUUAGAAUUAAUUUUGUGUGAAACGCUGAAUUAAAAGCCAUAUAUGAGAAUCAAUAAAGAUCAAGUAA
Messenger RNA from Harpegnathos saltator (Jerdon's jumping ant), 2099 nucleotides. Its product is annotated as venom acid phosphatase Acph-1. Gene Ontology annotation, molecular function: phosphatase activity. Gene Ontology annotation, biological process: dephosphorylation. Lineage: Eukaryota; Metazoa; Arthropoda; Insecta; Hymenoptera; Formicidae. The record is from RefSeq and is a predicted model, not a curated record. The transcript has 7 exons. The coding region runs from base 230 to 1462 and encodes 410 amino acids.